Molecule: messenger RNA, 1149 nt
Organism: Cokeromyces recurvatus
Lineage: Eukaryota; Fungi; Mucoromycota; Mucoromycetes; Mucorales; Mucoraceae
Product: armadillo-type protein
Exons: 6
Coding region: 1-1149 (382 amino acids)
Biological process (GO): post-transcriptional regulation of gene expression
Cellular component (GO): cytoplasm
Molecular function (GO): mRNA binding
Source: RefSeq, a predicted model, not a curated record
AUGCAACAGCGUCGUUCAGGUUCAGAUCAACAACAAGAUCGAUUUGCUGAUGCUAAAGUGGAAGAUUUUAUUGGUAAAUUUUAUGAAUUAUGUAAAGAUCAAAAUGGAUGUCGUUUCUUGCAAAAAAAGAUGGAAGAAAAAGAAGAUGGAAUGAAGAAUCUUGAGAUGAUCUUUAAUGAAAUUCAUCCUCAUUUUACAGAAUUAAUGACUGAUCCAUUUGGCAAUUACCUUUGUCAAAAAAUGCUUGAAAAAUGUAACCAUGAUCAACGUACAAUAAUUGUAGAAACAGUAGCACCUGAAUUAGUUAAGAUUGCAUUAAAUAUGCAUGGAACAAGAGCAGUUCAAAAAUUAAUUGAAUAUCUCUCAACAACUGAACAGAUUAAAACUGUCACUGCUGCUUUAAAAUCAAAUGUGGUGACGUUAAUUAAGGACUUGAAUGGAAAUCACGUCAUUCAAAAAUGUCUUCAUAGAUUAUCAUCAAAAAACAACCAAUUCAUUUAUGAUGCAGUUUGUGAUAAUUGUAUUGAAGUUGCUUCACAUAAACAUGGGUGCUGCGUAUUACAAAGAUGUUUUGAUCAUGCUACUGUUUCACAAAAGGAUCAAUUGGUAGAUGAAAUAGCUAAGCAUGCACUUCCUCUUGUACAAAAUCCUUUUGGAAAUUAUGUUGUGCAAUAUGUACUUGAAUUGGGAGUCACUCGUUACUCUGAAAGUAUUAUUCAUCGCUUUGUGAAUCAUGUUUGUAUUUUAUCUGUACAAAAGUUUAGUUCAAAUGUUAUAGAAAAUUGUAUUCGUACUGCUCAGCCUGCUACACGUCGUUUACUAAUUGCUGAGCUUAUUGAUCAAAACGUGAUGGAGAAGUUAUUACAUGAUUCAUUUGCUAAUUAUGUUGUUCAAACAUCUCUGGAUUUUGCAGAUGAAGAUCAACGUGCCGAGCUUGUUGAAUGUAUUCGCCCUUUGUUACCUACAAUUCGCACCACGCCUUAUGGAAAACGUAUUCAUAGUAAAAUAUUUCGAGAUCCAAAAUCAGCAAACAAAUCUCAACCUAUUCAACAACGCCGUCAACAACAACAACAACAACAGCCAAACGAACAACAAAUAGAGGCCGGUGAAUUGCAUGAUGAGAUUACUGCAUCUUUAGUGUAUCAAUAA